Aspergillus candidus is the source of this 279-nucleotide messenger RNA. RefSeq lists its product as uncharacterized. The coding region runs from base 1 to 279 and encodes 92 amino acids. NCBI's taxonomy places the organism in Eukaryota, Fungi, Ascomycota, Eurotiomycetes, Eurotiales, Aspergillaceae. The record is from RefSeq and is a predicted model, not a curated record. The transcript has 2 exons.
AUGGAGUCAACGAACCAAAACUCAAAUAACCGCCCGGAUCCAAGUCACGACUCCUCCACCGAUCAGUCCCCGCAGUCUGAAAGAAGCCUCGAGGAUCUCGAAUACUAUCGGGUCUUCCUCGAACAACUGCUGAGUCUCGUCUGCCACGGCGAUCAGGCCACCGUAGCUCGGAUGGUGUCCCUCAUCCGCUCUGGCGCCUCGCAGCAGGAGAUCUUCGCUGCCUUGUCUCAGGAAACUGGGGUAGCGGGACCUCACGACCAGACCAAGACUGGACAUUGA